Molecule: messenger RNA, 711 nt
Organism: Alternaria ventricosa
Lineage: Eukaryota; Fungi; Ascomycota; Dothideomycetes; Pleosporales; Pleosporaceae
Exons: 2
Coding region: 1-711 (236 amino acids)
Source: RefSeq, a predicted model, not a curated record
AUGACGUGCGACAUGGAGUCCCAAGACCAAUCAUCCAUGUACAUCAGCGACCGCGAAGACGAAUACAGCCGCCAGCCUGAUUCUGCGUCUCAGCAGCCGCGCGCUGUUGAGCCGCCCACCCCCAUAUUCUUCUACGAUGCCCAGGACGUCUACGGGCAACUCAGCAACAUGUACCCAAGCAGCUUUAAGAAUUCGAUCUUUACCUACGGUCCCCCGAAGUACAGGGAAUACUGCUGCGUGGAGCAGUUUUUCCAGCAUGCUAAGGCGCUUUGGGCGAUGGACACUGGAAGUUCAAGCAACGUCUCGUACAAGGUCAUGUUGAAGGCAGUUGGCUUGAAAUUCACCGUCUCAGAGUCCUCUGAUGCUCUCCGCGCAGUCCUCCUCGCAACCUCUGAUCGCGAGAUCGUCGAGGCAUCAAGGGACAUGACUUGGGGCUGCGGCUUGACGCUCGAGGAGGCGAGAAAGCACAAGGGCAGCUGGCCUGGAAAGAACCUUCUCGGGAAGGCGCUUAUGGAGAUACGUCAAGAAAUAGUGGACGAAAAGGGACGCCAGACUCGCGGUUUCGCUCCGCCAAACGAUGCAGUCGCGGGAGGUGAGUUAUACCUUUUCGCAUCCUUGUGGUUUACCAUCAUGAGUCUACACGAAACGUCGAUGCUGCUGACGCUGGUUCCCAAAGCUAGUUCGUUGUUACGGCAGAUCUCGGAGAACUGA